This is a messenger RNA of Sorex fumeus (smoky shrew), 6715 nucleotides long. RefSeq names its product RAB3 GTPase activating non-catalytic protein subunit 2 (gene RAB3GAP2). The record is from RefSeq and is a predicted model, not a curated record. NCBI's taxonomy places the organism in Eukaryota, Metazoa, Chordata, Mammalia, Eulipotyphla, Soricidae. The coding region runs from base 75 to 4232 and encodes 1385 amino acids. The transcript has 35 exons. Gene Ontology annotation, biological process: regulation of GTPase activity.
CGCGGGCGGAGCGGGGCGCGCGCGGGGAGGGGCGGUGGGCGUCCGAGCCGGGGGCUGGGGGCGGCCCCGGAGCCAUGGCCUGCUCCAUUGUCCAGUUCUGCUCCUUCCAGGACCUCCAGGCCGCCCGGGACUUCCUCUUCCCUCACCUGCGGGAGGAGACCCCCAGCGGCGCCCUGCGGAGGGACCCCAGUAAAUCGAAUUGGGAAGAUGAUGGCUGGGGAGCAUGGGAAGAAACAGAACCCCAGGAACCUGAAGAAGAAGGAAAUGCCUCCAAAACACAAAAAACUUCCUGGCUUCAAGAUUGUGUUUUGUCAUUAUCGCCAACCAACGAUCUUAUGGUCAUAGCUCGGGAACAGAAAGCUGUAUUUCUCGUGCCAAAAUGGAAACAUAGUGAUAAAGGAAAGGAAGAAAUGCAAUUUGCUGUUGGUUGGAGUGGUUCUUUAAAUGUUGAAGACGGGGAAUGUGUCACCAGCGCUCUCUGUAUCCCGCUAGCCAGCCAGAAGAGGAGCUCCACGGGGCGCCCUGACUGGACCUGCAUCGUGGUGGGCUUCACCUCAGGCUACGUGCGCUUCUACACUGAGAGCGGCGUGCUCCUGCUGGCGCAGCUGCUGAAUGAGGACCCAGUGCUGCAGCUCAAGUGCAGGACCUACGAGAUCCCACGGCACCCCGGCGUCACCGAGCAGAAUGAAGAGCUGAGUAUCUUAUACCCAGCUGCCAUUGUGACUAUUGAUGGAUUUAGCCUUUUUCAGUCUCUCCGUGCUUGUCGGAAUCAGGUAGCAAAAGCUGCAGCAUCAGGCAAUGAGAAUAUCCAACCACCACCAUUAGCUUAUAAGAAAUGGGGACUACAAGAUGUCGAUACUAUUGUUGACCAUGCUAGUAUUGGUAUUAUGACUCUGACCCCUUUUGAUCAAAUGAAGACUGCUUCCAACAUCGGUGGCUAUAAUGCAGCCAUCAAGAAUAGCCUGCCCGCCAUGUCUCAGUAUAUCACCGUCGGCUCCAACCCAUUCACGGGCUUCUUCUAUGCCUUAGAGGGCAGCACACAGCCUCUGCUGUCUCACGUGGCACUCGCCGUUGCAAGCAAACUCACUUCUGCUCUGUUUAAUGCUGCCAGUGGUUGGCUUGGCUGGAAGAGUAAGCACGAAGAAGAAACCUUUCAGAAGCAGAAACCCAAGGUGGAACCAGCCACCCCGUUAGCUGUGAGGUUUGGGCUUCCUGAUUCGAGACGCCUCGGUGAAAGUAUCUGUUUGUCUCCCUGUAACACACUGGCAGCAGUAACAGAUGAUUUUGGCAGAGUUAUUUUAUUAGACGUAUCCCGAGGGAUUGCAAUACGCAUGUGGAAAGGGUACCGAGAUGCCCAGGUGGGCUGGAUCCAGGUUGUGGAGGACCUGCACGAGAGAGUGCCCGACAGAGCUGACCUCUCCCCCUUCGGGAGUACCCAGGGCCCAAGUCGCGUGGCCCAGUUUCUUGUCAUCUACGCCCCGCGGCGGGGGAUUCUGGAAGUGUGGAACACACAGCAGGGGCCCCGGGUUGGCGCCUUCAACGUGGGGAAGCACUGCAGGCUUCUGUAUCCUGGCUACAAAAUCAUGGGCUUAAAUAACGUUACCAGCCAGAGUUGGCAGCCUCAGACACACCAGAUCUGUCUGGUGGACCCAGUGUGUGGGAGUGUGAAGACCGUGAUCGUCCCUUUCCACUUAGCCCUGAGUGAUAAGAAGAGUGAGCGCGCGAAGGACAUGCACUUAGUGAAGAAACUUGCGGCCUUGCUGAAAGCAAAAUCUCCCAAUCUUGAUUUGGUUGAAAAAGAAAUAAAGGAAUUGAUUCUUGAUAUUAAGUAUCCUGCAACCAAAAAACAGGCUCUGGAAAGCAUUUUGGCGAGUGAUCGUUUACUGUUUUCCUGUCUAAGAAAUAUCACUCAGACUUUAAUGGACACAUUUAAAAACCAAGAGCUGGAGUCUGUUGAUGAAGGAUUGCUACAAUUUUGUGACAGUAAGCUGAAAUUGCUCCAUCUUUAUGAGUCUGUAAAUCAAUUAAAUUCCCUUGAGUUUCAUUCAGACACACCAUUUUCUGAUAAUGACUUGGCAGCGUUACUAAGGCUUGAUGAGAAAGAACUGUUCAAGCUCCAGGCAUUAUUGGAGAAAUACAAGCGAGAGAACACCAGGACCACGGUUCGGUUUUCUGAUCAUGUGGAUGGCACAUUGCCUGCCAAAACAUUCCUGGAAUACUUGGAGUAUGAGAAAGAUGUUGUCAGCGUGAAGAAGAUAAGUGAAGAGGAGUAUGUGGCCUUAGGCAGUUUCUUCUUCUGGAAGUGCUUGCAUGGGGAGACCUCCACGGAGGACAUGUGCCGGACCCUGGAGGCGGCGGGGCUCAGCCCGCAGCUGUUGCUGUCUCUGCUCCUGAGUGUCUGGCUUUCGAAGGAAAAGGACAUUUUGGAUCAGCCGCAGUCUGUGUGCUGUCUUCACACGAUGCUGUCCCUCCUGAGCAAGAUGAAAGUGGCCAUCGAUGAGGGCUGGGACUCCCAGUCUGUGUCCCCGUGGUGGCAGCAGAUGCGGGCCGCUUGUGUCCAGUCUGAGAACAAUGGGGCCGCCCUGCUGUCAGCACACGUGGGACACGCCGUGGCCGCCCAGCUGUCCAGCAGCGGUUCUGAGAAGAAGGCUGCUGCGAGCACCGACUCGGAGGGUCUCACCGACUCAUGGGAGGCGCUGUCCCUGGACUCCGAGUAUUGGAAGCUGCUGCUGCGGCAGCUGGAAGACUGCCUCCUCCUGCAGACGCUGCUGCUCAGCCGGGCCGGCGCGCGGCCCCGCGGCUCCUCCCUGCAGGCCGAGCCGCUGCCCAGGCUCUCGGUGAAGAAGUUACUGGAGGGAGGGAAAGGCGGUAUUGCAGAUACCGUCGCCAAGUGGAUAUUUAAGCAGGACCUCAACCCUGACGUCUUAAAACUGGCCAGUAAGGACACAGAAAACCCAGAUGAAGCCCAAGAGGUUUCAAGAGGUGUCUCUGAGACGUCAGAGGGGGAGACAGACCUGGUCGGCACCCCAGAGCUGCUGUGCCUGGCCUACGAGCAGUUUCCCUGCAGCCUGGAGCCCGACGUGCUGCAUGCGCACUGCUGCUGGGAGUACGUGGUCCAGUGGAACAAGGACCCGGAGGAAGCACGUUUUUUUGUUAGAUCCAUAGAACAUUUGAAGCACAUUCUUAAUGCACACGUUCAGAAUGGCAUCGCGUUGAUGAUGUGGAACACGUUCCUGGUUAAGAGGUUUUCCGCUGCUGCCUACUUGAUGGAUAAGGUUGGAAAAGCACCAAAGGACAGGCUGUGCCGGAGGGACGUGGGGAUGAGUGACACGGCCCUGACGUCCUUCCUCGGCUCAUGCCUGGACCUUCUGCAGACCCUGAUGGAGGCCGACGUGAGCCGGGACGAAAUGCAGGUGCCGGUCCUGGACACAGAGGAUGCGUGGCUCGCCGUGGAGGGCCCCGUGUCCAUCGUGGAGCUGGCCUUGGAGCAGAAGCCUGUCCACUACCUGCUGGUGGAGCACCACUCGGUGCUCUGCUCCCUCCUGCUCGCCGUGGCCAGGUUUGCACUCAAGGCCGUGAAGCCCCUGGCGCUCUUCGACAGUAAGGGGAAGAAUGCUUUUUUCAAAGACCUAACUUCCAUUCAGUUGUUACCUAGUGGAGAAAUGGAUCCCAACAUUAUUUCAGCACGACAGCAGUUCCUGCUGAAGUUGGUCAGCGCCGCAGUCCAGGCCCAGCACUCAGUCAGGAGAGACAGGAGCUCCCCUGAAGAGGCCCCCGCAGCCCCCCUCGGCAGGGACCCAGAUUGGCCAGCGCUGGCCAUGGACUUGGCCCUCCACCUGCAAGUGAAUGAGGAUGUGGUGCGGCGGCACUACGUGGGGGAGCUGUACAGCCACGGCGCCGACCAGCUGGGCGAGGAGGCUAUGCUCCAGGUCCAUGACAAGGAGGUGCUGGCCUCGCAGCUGUUGGUGCUGACGGGCCAGAGGCUGGCACACGCGCUGCUGCACUCGCAGACGCGGGCGGGCAUGGAGCUGCUGGCCCGCCUGCCGCCCACGCUCUGCACGUGGCUCAAGGCCAUGGACCCCCAGGAUCUCCAGAACACUGAAGUGCCCAUUGCCACCACGGCGAAGCUGGUGAACAAAGUCAUCGAGCUGCUGCCGGAGCAGCAUGGGCAGUACAGCCUGGCCCUGCACCUCACGGAGGCCGUGGACGCCGUCUCCCUCCCCACCCUCUGACCCGACAGGAGCGGGUGGCGGCCGUGGCUUGGACUUAUACAGUGUGUGUGUGUAUAUUAUAUAUAUAUAUAAUAUAUAUUAUAUAUUAUAAAUAUAUAUACAUACACAGCUAUGACUGCUGUUCAGUGCAGUCCUGCCCACCUCCCACUCCUUCCUCCCGAGGACACUACGUGAACAGACAGAGCCGGGCUGCUGGCGGCCGAGGCCGCUGCCUCCUGUUUGCAGCACAGGCUUCAGUAGUUUCACUCUCCAGCGCCACCACUGCUCGGACUCGGCAGAUUCUGUUUCUGCGAGAUUCUGUAGUUCCUACUCCAACAAACCGCUCCUGUCACUGACCGUGUGUGUCCCCCACGGCGUCUCCAGCAGCAGCCCUGAGAGCCAGCAGCCCCGUCCUGCGUGAGCUGGGUGGGGGUGCCCCAAGUGCCAGCCACCUUGUGCUGUCACCGUCAGAGGACCUUGUUGUGGAGGAAUAGUGUGUCCAGGACACCACCAUAUCCACCAGACACCGCACAGAGCCCUGGCCCAGGGGAUGUGCCAAAAUCGAGCACCAGAUGGGGGCCGGAGGGACAGGAAGCAGGGAGGGAGGGUGCUGGCUUUGCAUGCAGCUGACCCAGGCUUGAUACCUGGGACCCUAUAUGGUCCCCUGAGCCCCACGAGGAGUGAUCGAUCCGGGUGCAGAGCCAGGAGUAGCCCAUGAGUAUCACCAGUGUGGCACCAAAACAAAAAGAUAAAAGUGAGCAGAGAUGCGGCAGCAGUGAAAGUCUUUCAGUUAAAAGUCAAAAUUGGCUUUAAAAAAAAAAUCCAAAACCAUAUCCGUAUUAGGCAACUGUAAAAAAUGUAUCAUCUUGUAAAGCUUAUGUUGAAAACAAAAGAGGCUAAAGGUUUUUAGUCCAGCUUUAUUUUUCUUACCGGUCUUUAGAGACAUCUCUCUGGGAUUUGGGAUCUUCGUCUGUUCUGGGGACAGGAUGGAGAUGCUGAGUGACAGGACAGCGUUAGCAAACCUACCUCAAUGUGGGUCGAGAAGCUCAGGUGCAGCGGUUGCCCACAUGCCCAGAGUGACCUCUGGGACCCCCAGUGCUGAGGGACCCAAAGCUCCCCCGAUGGUCAGUAUUGAUCCUGCAUGUCUGAGGCCCAGGGGGCGACGCAGCUGCGGCAGGGACGGCAGGACUUGGUCCUUCAGGGAUGGGAGGGAGAGCCCAGUGUGGGCGGAUCCCAGCUGGUCCUUUUGGCUGAGAUCACGUGCACACACGCACUUGGCAGUCGGGUUCAAGGCCGGAGAGCCUGGUGAGCCCGUAGUCUGAUCCGGCACCGUGGAAGGACCGUCUGCCCUUCCCCGGCCCACAUGUGGGAGCACUCAGCAAGCUCAGAGCCUCCUGCAGUUUCCCUAGGUACUUUGAUAGUGGUGAGGAGGCCAUAGAGAAACCCGAAGCCCUAGGAAUUAUUUACCAAGUCUUUGGAUUCUGUUAACACUUGGCACAUAAACAAGCUUUUCUGAAAAUGUUUGUGUGCGCCUAAACAAGCCAACCUGGUCCUUCUGGUGUGGCAGUUUAGCAAGGCCUUUGAUUCUGUCAUGCUCACUCACCAGGGGCAGGAUUCUGAGGCAGGACCAUGCGACAUGGUUAAGGAAAGCUCGGAGGGCCAGGAGGCAGCUCCGCGAGGCUGGAGCAGGAGGCUGCUGUUUGGGCCCUGGCACUUGGGGUCCCCCCAGCACCACCAGGCCACAUGGGGAGAAAAACACAGAGCACAGAAGAUCGGGGACGGCGGUCAGAGCUUGGAGCCUCUGGGUCUCAGCCCCAAUACCACACAGGCAGUUCCAUUGUACUAUACUGUCGGGGCUUUCUGAGUAAGCCUGAUGGGAAGGACAAAAAAUGCCUGUACAUCCCGCGAGGCGGAACAGUCACGGCGUCAGCACUGGACAGACCACGAGUGGGGGGGACGCCCUUUCCUGGGUGCCCUUCUGUGCAUGAAUCCCACUACAGAGCAAUGAGGGGGGUUGCCCGGUGGUCCUGACCUCCGCACUGCUGGUCCCUCGGAGUGAGAAGAGCUGAGGGACAAGGGUGCAGUGCCACCGAGUGCUUCAGGAGUUUGCAGAAACGAGGGGUGAAGAGCUUUAGCUUCAAAAGUUCCUUUAAGGUCACAAUAAAAGGUAUUGAAUUGUUUGCUUAAAAAAAAAAAAAAACAGGACCGGCUGCAAAACCAGCAAAGCUAAUGUGACAUGAAAUGUGACAGCAGCGCAUCUGAUUAUGAGCCGGUUUCGGCUCCUCAGAGCAGCAGGGACGCCUCCUCUGACCCAGAGGGCUUCAGAACUCUGUCUUCUUCAGUAGAAUCAGCCAUUCCUGAAAAAGGGACUCGAAUACUAAACUUUAUACAAAGCUCUAUCUAAUGUAAUGUAAUGUAAGUAGUGGAAUUCUGUAAAUACUGCUAUUUUCUGUCUGCUCACUGUUGUGAAUUUAUGUAUAUCAGUAAAAUUAAUUUUCAGCGUU